GAGAAGAAGCCAGUAUUCAUAUGGCAUUCGUCCGAUGCAAUAUGUACGAUUUUCCCGAUAAAUUAGUUUUCUUGAAUAAUCCACGAAAUCGAACCUCAGCGAAAGUGACUAUUUCGCGAGUGAGUGCCCAGACGAGGAUUUCAGCCUUACUGUGAAGCCGCAGGUAGGCAGAAGUCUAAGCAUUCGCUUUUCUUUUCUUUUCAUUUUUCAUAAUUUAUUUCUUUUCCUCCAUUUUCAAUGGCCCUUGUCGUGCCAUCCAUAUUAUCAGCUGAAAAAGUCUCAUCAAUGUUUAUCGCUCAUAUAAUCUGCUCAAAUGUCUGCAAACUGUUUUCAAUCAUAUUGAAAUUAUUGAAAAAGGUUGCAGACAUCUGAGCACAUCAUAUGAGCGAUGAAAUAUUGAUGAUACUUUUUCACUUGAAAAUAUGGAGUCAUUUCGAACUCCUUUCAAGAAUUCAGACUAUAUUUCUGUUUUUUCACCGCUUCGGAUUGUGUCGAUUAACGAACUUAUCCUGAAAAAGUUUUUAGGUACUUCCUAAUGAACCCAACGGUCAACAUCAAGAGAAGAAUUUUAUAUAAAAUUCCAAUUGAAAUAAAGAAAAAAUCAGAUUUAAGAAAAUAUUGGUUGCAGAGAUUUUCUCUCUUCAGUCGAUUUGACGAAGGAAUCAAGCUUGACGAGGAGAGUUGGUAUUCCGUCACUCCGGAGUUCAUCGCCAGAAAAACUGCAGAGAGGUUGAAAACUGAUGUGAUAAUUGAUGGGUUUUGUGGAACUGGAGGAAAUGCCAUACAGUUCGCCUUCACUUGUAACAAAGUGAUAGCAAUCGACAUCGACCCGAAAAAAAUUGAACUGGCCAGAAAUAAUGCAGCAGUUUAUGGUGUAUUGCAUAAAAUCGAAUUUAUGGUUGGUGAUUUUAUUCAAUUAGCUUCAGAAAUCGAAGGAGAUGCUGUCUUUUUGAGUCCACCAUGGGGUGGUCCAUCUUAUAUGAAUGAGAAAUCAUACGACCUGGAAAAUAUGUUACAACCAGUUCCGUUUUCAGAAUUGGUAGAAGUUAGCAAAAAAAUUUCUCGGAAUAUUGCCGUUUUUCUUCCUAAGAAUGGUAAUACCUUUGAUGUAAGCAUAGUAUUCCUUAUACUAUGCCUAUACCUAUACAGACGGCCAGGGACCGUAUUCUCGACACGUGAUCUUUCAAAACGGAUACGUACUUACAGUGCUCUGAACACUGAAUGAACGUAUACGUUUUGAAAGAUCACUUGUCGAUAAUACGGUCCCAGGCAGAAUUGAAUGACCAAAUUCGUCAUCAAUGAGUGAAAAAUUAUCCUUUGAGUCCAUUCCCUGUCUAAAAUUCCAAAAUAAGAGACUUAGUGAUGAAAUGAGCGAUCGGUUCAGAGACGCGGAGCUCGCUGAUGUUAUUUAGUU
Harmonia axyridis is the source of this 1414-nucleotide messenger RNA. RefSeq names its product trimethylguanosine synthase-like. The transcript is spliced from 3 exons. Bases 536 to 1225 code for a protein of 229 amino acids. The record is from RefSeq and is a predicted model, not a curated record. Lineage: Eukaryota; Metazoa; Arthropoda; Insecta; Coleoptera; Coccinellidae. Gene Ontology annotation, cellular component: nucleus. Gene Ontology annotation, biological process: 7-methylguanosine cap hypermethylation; 7-methylguanosine RNA capping. Gene Ontology annotation, molecular function: RNA cap trimethylguanosine synthase activity.